UAGCUCGGGGCUUUGGUGGUCACUUUGCAUCCGGUCUGGCAAAGUUUGCUCAGGCUCGGUCUGCUUUUCCCCCCCCGUCUCCCCGUGAUUCUCCGGGCGGCCAGAUGGCGGGGAGGGGGCAUUCAAAUCCCCCCCUGGUGCUGCUGGGAGUAAGCUGCAGCAGCUGACAGGGAAGCGGUGUCACUCAUGGCCGCGGCGCUGAUUCUGUCCCGCGGCUGCAGGUCGCUGCUGCGUGGCGGCCUGCGGCCUCGCAGAUGGAGACCUGCCCCGCUACGCUUGGUGAGUUUUCAACAACUUCAUUCUGAUCAGAAAAUGUCUGUCCUUGAAAGGCUUUUUCAGUACAUUGAUGAACACCAGGAUCUCUAUGUUCAGCGGCUGGCCCAAUGGGUGGAAAUCCAGAGUGUGUCGGCAUGGCCGGAGAAGAGGGAUGAUAUCAAACGAAUGAUGGAAGUUGCUGCCAAGGACAUCGAGCGGCUGGGUGGCACUACUCAACUUAUGAAUAUUGGAACCCAAAAGCUCCCUGAUGGGUCAAAGAUUCCACUACCUCCAAUCAUUCUUGGCAAACUUGGCUCAGAUCCACAAAAGAAAACAGUGUGUGUUUAUGGGCAUCUGGAUGUCCAACCUGCAGCCCUGGACGAUGGCUGGGACAGUGAACCCUUCACCUUGGUAGAAAGAGAUGGAAAACUGUACGGGCGAGGGUCAACAGAUGACAAAGGUCCAGUGCUUGCCUGGCUGAAUGCCCUAGAAGCUUAUCAACAAACUAAACAGGAAAUCCCAGUGAACAUCAAGUUCUGUCUGGAAGGCAUGGAGGAGUCUGGUUCUGAAGGCCUAGAUGAACUGAUUUUUGCUCAAAAAGACACUUUCUUCAAAGAUGUGGACUAUGUUUGCAUCUCUGACAACUACUGGCUAGGCAAGAAGAAGCCAUGUAUCACAUAUGGCCUCAGGGGAAUCUGCUAUUUUUUCAUAGAGGUGGAAUGCAGUGACAAAGACCUUCACUCUGGAGUUUAUGGUGGCUCAGUACAUGAGGCCAUGACAGAUCUCAUUGCUCUGAUGGGCUCCCUUCUGGAUAAGAGAGGGAAAAUCCUCAUCCCUGGCAUUAAUGAAGCAGUGGCCUCACUUACUGAUGAGGAGCUGGAGUUGUAUGAGAAGAUUGACUUUGACCUGAAGGAAUAUGCAAAAGAUGUGGGAGCAACAAAAUUACUACAUGACACAAAGAAAGAUAUCCUAAUGCACAGGUGGCGAUACCCAUCCUUAUCUCUCCACGGAAUUGAAGGAGCCUUCUCUGCCUCAGGAGCCAAGACUGUGAUUCCACGGAAAGUAACUGGGAAAUUCUCAAUCCGGCUAGUGCCAGACAUGACUCCAGAAGAUGUCGCCAAUCAGGUUCAGGAUUACCUCACCAAGAAGUUUGCUGAGCUGCAAAGUCCCAAUAAGUUCAGAGUAUACAUGGGCCAUGGUGGAAAACCUUGGGUGUCAGACUUCAAUCAUCCCCACUACAUGGCUGGCAGAAGAGCAAUGAGGACAGUCUUUAAAGUUGAGCCAGACUUGACAAGAGAGGGAGGAAGCAUUCCUGUCACUCUGACCUUCCAAGAGGCAACAGGCAAAAAUGUAAUGCUGCUUCCUGUUGGAGCUGCAGAUGAUGGUGCCCAUUCUCAAAAUGAGAAACUGAACAGGUAUAACUACAUCCAAGGAGUGAAGCUGCUUGGCGCAUACCUAUAUGAGGUAUCUCAACUAAGGGACUGAACUAAGGAGGUGAAAAUCCCAAACAUGAAAUCAUUUUGUGGUCCAGAGUUCUGGAAAUCCUGCUGACAAGCAAGCUCAGACUACCAAAUACCUACAGCUUUACUUCUCCCUCACCCCUCCCAUUUUUCACCCACCAACACUCAAACUCCUGCAGAGGAAAAGCAACAGGCCCCCCACUCUAGAAAUCCUGCAACACCCAGUACCAAAUACUGCUUCCAGUGCACACUCCAUUCUCUCCUUCUGCAGCUGGAGAGAUGGAAGAGACCCUUUCUAAGGACUCUCCAAAAUCUGACCAGGGGUUCUGAAUCCCUUCACACCUGCCCUUUCUGCUGCUUUGAAUCCAGCCUAGAGCUUGCCAUAGGCACUCUUCCCCUGGCUUGUUUAAGACCAAAGUGAGAACAAACAACUCUCUCUUCUAACUUCAUUAAACUAGCUAAUCAGCUAAAGAACUCUACAUCUUGACCAUCUGCAGUAGCUGAAGAAGAUUAACCUAGAGUCCAUGUUAAGUCCUGGAAGCACUCAAAGUGACAGACUACAAAGGGUAUACUGGAAUUCCUGCAGGCUGUAAUGGGGCCAUCUCUGCUGCCUCGCUGAUGAGGCUAGGGGUGGAAUUGGUAACUUGUUGUCUAUAGCUCUUGCUGUUCAUGCUUGUGGUAUCAAGGUCUGCAGACAAAUUUGGUUAUAAAGCAUGCAAUGAAACUUGCAUUUUUCUAAAGCUGGCUUUGUACUUAUGUAAAUUCUGCUAAAUUAAAAAAAAAAGGCUCUA
Messenger RNA from Trachemys scripta elegans, 2506 nucleotides. It is a transcript of the gene CNDP2, whose product is annotated as carnosine dipeptidase 2. Gene Ontology annotation, molecular function: metallodipeptidase activity. Bases 187 to 1740 code for a protein of 517 amino acids. The record is from RefSeq and is a predicted model, not a curated record. Lineage: Eukaryota; Metazoa; Chordata; Testudines; Emydidae. Gene Ontology annotation, biological process: proteolysis. Gene Ontology annotation, cellular component: cytosol. The transcript has 12 exons.